UUAUCGUCCAUGCUUUUCCAGUCAAAACCCUUGGCAAAAAAAACACAGUGCGAGACUUAGCCAUUGUCAAUGAAGAGGAGAAGCCACUACUUUUAACUCUGUGGAAUCAAUUUGAAACGGAAGAUGAUGUCGGUCAAAACAUGGCUAAUACAGUGGCAUCUGGAAACAUUGUCCUAUCCAUGAGAACAAAAGUUUCCACAUUUAAUG
Messenger RNA from Striga hermonthica, 207 nucleotides. Lineage: Eukaryota; Viridiplantae; Streptophyta; Magnoliopsida; Lamiales; Orobanchaceae. The record is from the annotation of a GenBank genome assembly.